Patella vulgata (common limpet) is the source of this 3608-nucleotide messenger RNA. RefSeq names its product DNA polymerase subunit gamma-1. Gene Ontology annotation, cellular component: gamma DNA polymerase complex; mitochondrion. Gene Ontology annotation, biological process: mitochondrial DNA replication. The transcript has 23 exons. The record is from RefSeq and is a predicted model, not a curated record. The coding region runs from base 149 to 3526 and encodes 1125 amino acids. Gene Ontology annotation, molecular function: DNA-directed DNA polymerase activity; DNA binding; 3'-5' exonuclease activity. Lineage: Eukaryota; Metazoa; Mollusca; Gastropoda; Patellidae.
GCGCACUUAAAAAAAUAAACAAACGACAAACGCACAUGUCAUGGAAUGAAGAGUAGCUUUAAACUUUAACUUUAAAGCCCAUAAUGUUACUGUGUUGAGAUGAAUCGUUGAACAAUGUAGCAAUACUCUAACUUCUGGUGUAUUGAAGAUGUUACAUAAAACAACAAGUACAAAACUUUGGUCAUGGUGCACAAGACGCUGGUUCCACAGAACUAAAAUGAAACUUAAAGAAUCCACAGAAACAGUGACACGAAAAAAUGAAAUAGAUAUUCAGAUGUUGUCUGAUGGUCUGCACAAACAUAUCUUCAAUAAUACAGAAAAGAAAGAAUUGGACGAAAAAAGUAGGACUAUAAUUAAGUCACAUUUAGAAAAUCAUGAUUUAUGGAACAGACCCACUGAACACUUAAAAGAUGUCAACUGCUCUUUACCUAAAUUACAGGGUAAAAAUAUUGAUGAACAUUUUAGAAAUAUUGCAAUAGAACAGUCAGCAGAUAUUGUGAAUUUUGCGAAUGUUAUAGCCAAUGCUAAAAGACCACCAAAGCCUAAGGAAUGGCAGUUUUCAAAAGGGUGGACAAAAUAUGAUGCAAAUGGAGAAUUUAAGUCUGUUGAUUUCCCUGAUGCAGAUGUUCUAAUAUUUGAUAUGGAAGUUUUAGUGAAAGAAGGUCAUUUUCCUACCAUGGCAACAGCUUUGUCACCAACGCAUUGGUAUUCUUGGUGCAGUGAUUAUGUUGUUGAAAAUAAAUUCCGGUGGUCUGAUGAACCAAAGCUGUCUGAUUUGAUUCCAUUAGAAACGAAAAGAAACUCAACGAUCACAAGCAAUAAAAGUAAAAAACUUAUUAUAGGACACAAUGUUGGCUUUGACAGAUCCUUUGUUAAAGAACAGUAUUUUGUACAGAAAAGUAAAGCCAAUUUUUUAGAUACAAUGUCUUUACAUAUAGCAACUUGUGGUUUAACAACAUUUCAACGAUUACUUUAUAAAGCUGGUGGUAAAAGUAUGAGAAAGGAAGUUGUUGAACAUACAGAAAAACAAAAACAAUGGCAUAGUGAUACAAGAAGUGAUUGGAAGCUUGUCAGUACAAUGAAUAAUUUAAAUGAUGUAUAUCAAUUACAUUGUGAUGGUGAACCAUUACAGAAAUCCACUAGAGAGAUCUUCGUAGAAGGAUCAAUGGCAGAUGUUAGAGAACAGUUUCAGGAAUUGAUGACAUAUUGCGCUGGUGAUGUGGUAGCUACACAUUCAGUAUUUCAACAACUGUGGCCAGAAUUUUUAGAUAGAUUUCCACAUCCUGUAACUCUAGCAGGCAUGUUAGAGAUGGGUUCUGCCUAUCUACCUAUUAAUGCUAACUGGGAGAGGUAUAUUCAGCAGUCGAAUGCUAUUUAUGAUGAGAUGCAGAGAGAGUUGAAAAAUCUCCUCAUGAAUUUAGCUAAUGAAACAUGUCAAUUCUUAGAAGAUGAGAGGUAUAAAGAUGACCCUUGGCUAUGGGAUUUAGAUUGGUCUGUCACAGAUUAUAAAUUAAAAAAAGAAACCAGCAAGAAAAAUACAUCAACUACUAAUACACCAUUAUUAGAUGAAGAUGAAACUGAUGAUGAAGAAGAAAUACAUCGAAGACAAGUCAUUAACAAGGUUUUACGUACUGAAAGCAGAAUUCCAAAAAACUCUGUCUUUAUGGCUGGUUACCCUAAAUGGUAUCGAGAAUUGUGUAAACGACCAUCAGCUGAGGACUGGCAACCUGGACCAUCACAGAUAUCAACACAGAUGAGAGUUGUACCGAAACUUCUUCGCUUAACGUGGGAAGGUUUUCCUCUUCAUUAUGAUGAAAAACAUGGUUGGGGUUAUCUUGUACCCGGACGUGAAGAUUCUGAGAUUGAAGUAGAACUUGAUAGACAAGAUCCGGACAGAAAUAAAGAUAAACUUAUGUUUCCUAUAGAAUCAUUAAAAGCAUUUGUUUGUAAGACAAAGAAUUUGGAUAUAGAAAAAGACUUAGGUACGAUAACACCACCUCAACUAGGACCUAAUUUUGAUAGUAGCGCCAUGGAUCCAUCUGAAAGGAGUAAACAUUGGAAGAAAAUAAAGGAUGAAACCCCACUAAAUGAUUUUCUAUUUAAAGAUAUAUUAGAUAAACAUAAAGGUGAUGGACCGUAUGAUGUUGGUUUUCCUGGUUGUAUGUUUUAUAAAAUACCUCAUAAGGAUGGUGUAAACAAGAGAGUUGGUAACCCAUUGGCUAAAGAUUAUUUACCUCGUAUAGAAGAUGGUACAUUACGUGCUGCAGCAGGAAAUGAAGCUCAGAGAGUUUUAUUGAUAGGCAAGAUGUGUUCAUACUGGAAAAAUAACCAACAGAGAAUAGAGGGUCAAAUGGCUGUUUGGAUGAAGAAAUCAGAAUUACCCAAAACUGUGACCAAACAAGAGACUUAUGAUGCAGAUGGAAGAUUUGGUGCCAUUGUACCAAGAAUUGUACCAGCAGGAACUGUUACCAGGCGUGCUGUAGAACAAACCUGGCUAACAGCCAGCAAUGCUUAUGUUGAUAGAAUAGGAAGUGAAUUAAAGGCCAUGAUACAAGCGCCACCUGGGUACCAUUUUGUAGGAGCAGAUGUUGACUCACAGGAAUUAUGGAUAGCAGCAGUUCUUGGUGAUGCUUUUUUUCAGAAAGUACACGGAUGUACCGCUUUAGGUUGGAUGACAUUACAAGGUAAAAAGAAAGAUAAAACUGAUCUACAUAGUAAAACAGCUGAAACUGUUAAUAUCAGCAGAGACCAUGCUAAAGUUUUUAAUUAUGGAAGAAUUUAUGGAGCUGGUCAGAAAUUUGCAGAGAAAUUAUUAAUACAGUUCAACCCAAAACUCAGUCCUGAAGAAGCCAAGCAAAAAGCUAGGAAGAUGUAUUUAUCUACAAAAGGAAGGAGAAGUAGUGACAGACAUUGGUAUGGUGGGAGUGAAAGUCACAUGUUUAACGAAUUAGAGAGAAUAGCUAAAUUAGAAGAACCACGAACACCAGUAUUAGAUUGUAGAAUAAGUAAAGCUCUGGAACCAGAUAAUGUAUUAGAUGAUUUUAUGACAAGUCGUGUUAAUUGGGUUGUACAGAGUUCAGCUGUAGAUUAUUUACAUCUAAUGUUAGUAUGUAUGAGAUGGUUAAUUGAUAAGUAUAAUAUAAAUGGUAGAUUCUCUAUUAGUCUACAUGAUGAAGUGAGAUAUUUAGUAGAAAGUGAAGAUAGAUAUAAGGCAGCUCUAGCUCUACAGAUAACCAAUCUACUCACUAGAAGUAUGUUUGCUUAUAAACUUGGUAUGAAUGAUCUACCCCAGUCUGUAGCAUUUUUCAGUGCUGUAGAUAUUGAUGGUUGUUUACGUAAAGAAGUUAGUAUGGAUUGUAAAACACCAUCUAAUGUACAUGGUUUGUGUAAAGGUUAUGGCAUACCUCAUGGUGAAGCUCUAGAUAUUCAUGAAGUGUUAAAUAUUACACAUGGAUCUUUCAAAACAAAUAAAAAGUUUAAAAAACAGGAGAUGUAUGACGAACAAGUAGAUGUUCAAUUAUCAUAAUAAAUGAUGUAAAUAUUGUGAAUAUUCUUUUAUUAACAACCUUGGAUGGUUUCUCAAAGCUGGUGACAUCUUGGGGGUUUAU